Molecule: messenger RNA, 5036 nt
Organism: Vitis riparia (riverbank grape)
Lineage: Eukaryota; Viridiplantae; Streptophyta; Magnoliopsida; Vitales; Vitaceae
Product: regulatory-associated protein of TOR 1
Exons: 23
Coding region: 422-4513 (1363 amino acids)
Biological process (GO): cellular response to amino acid stimulus; positive regulation of protein serine/threonine kinase activity; positive regulation of cell growth
Cellular component (GO): cytoplasm; TORC1 complex
Molecular function (GO): protein binding; protein-macromolecule adaptor activity
Source: RefSeq, a predicted model, not a curated record
AGUCCUCUAUUCUCACAAAAUCCUUUUUCUCGGACCUCCUUUUUGCUCUGCCGCCACUUCUAUAUGCGCCUCCCUUCUCAUCAUCAUCACCACCAACACCACCGCCGCCUAGGGUUUCUAGAGUUUUCGGAGGCCCACUGAUCUCUCCUCUUCGGCAUUUCUAGGGUUUUCCGAGCUGGAUUCGCUCUCCUUUCUCAGGCGAAUCUCCAUGCGCCGCUGGUUUAGCGGCUUCGUUGAUUAGGUUACAAAGGCCUCCUCUCGAUCGCGUGAUUGCGGACAAAGCGAGGCCUUUCGUGCUUCUUCUCCUUCUUUGGUUUUCGUUAUGAUUUUUUCUUGUUUUUGCUUUGGUGAUGCGCUGGGCCGUUGUCGAUUAGGGCAAGGUUGUUUCGGUUGUAUCGCUUUGCGUUGGUUCUCGAUUUGAAUGGCAUUGGGAGAUUUGAUGGCCUCCCGAUUUUCGCAAUCUUCGGUGGCCGUUUCGAACCACUUGGACGAGUGUUCCAGCCACGAAGAUGGGGAUUUGAGUUCAAAUAGGAGGGAUAGGGAUUCUGAUGCUGCUAGUAGUAGUUAUACUAAUGCCACUGCGACCACUAGUAUGGCCUAUUUUCCUCAGAAUAUUGUGCUUUGCGAGCUCCGGCACGAGGCGUUCGAGGCUUGUGCGCCAUCCGGUCCGUCCGAUAGCGGAUUGGUCUCGAAAUGGCGGCCUAAAGACCGAAUGAAGACAGGAUGUGUAGCUCUUGUUUUAUGUUUAAACAUUAGUGUUGAUCCACCUGAUGUAAUUAAGAUAUCUCCUUGUGCCAGAAUGGAGUGCUGGAUAGAUCCAUUUUCUAUGGCUCCUCAAAGAGCACUGGAGAUGAUUGGAAAAAACUUGAGUGCUCAGUAUGAAAGGUGGCAACCCAAGGCCCGCUGUAAGUUUCAACUAGAUCCUACUGUGGAGGAAGUGAAGAAACUUUGUAAUACGUGUCGUAAAUAUGCCAAGUCUGAGAGAGUUCUGUUUCACUAUAAUGGACAUGGUGUACCAAAGCCGACUAGUAAUGGUGAAAUUUGGCUUUUCAAUAAGAGCUAUACUCAGUAUAUCCCCUUGCCAAUCAGCGACCUGGAUUCCUGGUUGAAGACACCGUCAAUAUAUGUUUUUGAUUGCUCUGCUGCUGGGACGAUUGUCAAUGCCUUCAUAGAGCACCACGAUUGGAAUGCUUCUGUUUCCUCUGGAUCUGCAAGGGAUUGCAUUCUGCUUGCAGCCUGUGAAGCACAUGAAACUCUUCCUCAGAGUGCUGAAUUUCCUGCUGAUGUGUUCACAUCUUGUCUCACUACACCUAUCAAGAUGGCAUUGAGAUGGUUCUGUACACGUUCGUUACUUCGUGAAUCCCUUGAUUAUUCACUGAUAGAUAAAAUUCCUGGCCGCCAAAAUGACCGCAAAACACUUUUGGGAGAACUGAACUGGAUCUUUACAGCAGUGACUGACACCAUUGCUUGGAAUGUUCUUCCCCAUGAUCUUUUUCAGAGAUUGUUCAGGCAAGACCUGUUAGUUGCCAGUCUGUUUCGAAAUUUCUUACUUGCUGAGAGAAUUAUGCGAUCUGCAAACUGUUCCCCUAUUUCACAGCCCAUGUUGCCCCCAACUCAUCAGCAUCAUAUGUGGGAUGCAUGGGACAUGGCUGCUGAAAUCUGCCUUUCUCAGCUUAAGUCAUUGGUUGAUGAUCCCAAUGCAGAGUUUCAGCCAAGUCCUUUCUUCACUGAGCAGCUGACUGCUUUUGAGGUAUGGCUAGAUCAUGGAUCAGAACACAAGAAACCACCAGAGCAGUUGCCAAUUGUUCUUCAGGUUUUACUGAGUCAAUGCCAUCGAUUUCGAGCGCUGGUGCUUCUUGGAAGAUUCCUUGAUAUGGGACCAUGGGCUGUAGAUCUGGCCCUGUCCGUUGGAAUAUUUCCAUAUGUUCUGAAGCUGUUGCAAACAACAACUCCAGAAUUAAGACAAAUUCUUGUAUUUAUAUGGACAAAGAUCCUUGCACUUGAUAAGUCAUGUCAGGUUGAUCUGGUAAAGGAUGGUGGCCACAUAUAUUUCAUCAGGUUUCUUGACAGUGUGGAAGCAUAUCCUGAACAGCGUGCAAUGGCUGCAUUUGUUUUGGCUGUCAUUGUGGAUGGGCAUAAGCGGGGUCAGGAAGCCUGUAUUCGAGCUGGUUUGAUAGAUGUGUGCUUAAAGCACCUUCAGGGUUCAAUUCCAAAUGAUGGGCAAACUGAACCUCUAUUUCUUCAGUGGCUUUGUCUCUGUCUUGGAAAGCUGUGGGAGGACUUCACAGACACACAAAUCAUAGGUUUGCAGGCAGGUGCCCCAGCUAUAUACGCACCUCUAUUAUCACUAUUAUCUGAGCCCCAACCUGAGGUUAGGGCAUCAGCUGUAUUUGCAUUAGGUACUUUGCUUGAUGUUGGAUUUGACUCAACCCGAGAGGGUACUGGAGAUGAAGACUGUGAUGAUGAUGAUGAAAAGAUUAAGGCUGAAAUUAGUGUUAUUAAAAGCCUUUUAAAUGUUGUUUCAGAUGGAUCCCCACUGGUCAGGGCAGAGGUUGCUGUAGCUCUAGGACGCUUUGCCUUUGGCCACAACAAGCACCUGAAGUCGAUUGCUGCUGCAUAUUGGAAACCUCAGUCAAACCUGCUGAAUUCUUUACCAUCGUUGGCUCAUGCCAAAGGUACUACUAAUGUAUAUACUAAUCCAAACCAAUACAUGCCAUAUGGAAGUAUUGUUCCUCCAGUUGGUCCUCUGUUGAGGGUUGGCAAUGACAACUCGGUAACUCGAGAUGGAAGGGUCUCCACUAGCAGCAGCCCUCUUGCUAAUACAGGAAUAAUGCAUGGAUCUCCAUUGUCUGAUGAUUCAUCUCAACUUUCUGAUUCUGGGAUAUUAAAUGAUGGUGUUAGCAAUGGGAUUGUUAACCAUUCAAGGCCUAAACCACUAGACAAUGCUAUGUAUUCACAAUGUGUAUUGGCUAUGCGUGCUUUAGCUAAAGAUCCUUCACCACGUAUUGCCAGCCUUGGUCGGCGAGUUCUUUCUAUUAUUGGGAUAGAACAAGUGGUGAAUAAACCUGUGAAGUCUGCUGGUACUAGUGUUCGACCUGCUGAACCCACACUAUUAUCCCCAACUCCUAGUCUUAUUGGACUAGCUCGUUCAACUUCAUGGUUUGACAUGAAUGGAGGUAAUUUGCCUAUGACCUUUAGAACUCCUCCUGUUAGUCCUCCUCGGCCAAGUUACUUAACAGGAAUGCGGAGGGUUUAUUCUUUAGAGUUCAGGCCACACCAGCUGAAUUCUCCAGACACAGGAUUAGCUGAUCCACUUUUGGGUUCAGCUGGAUCUUCUGGGGUUUCUGAGCGCAGUUUUCUUCCACAAUCAAUUAUCUAUAAUUGGAGUUGUGGCCACUUCUCAAAACCACUUCUCUCUGCAGCAGAUGAUAAUGAAGAAAUAUUAGCUAGAAGAGAAGAAAGGGAAAAAUUUGCAUUGGAUCACAUCUCAAAAUGCCAGCACUCAUCUGUAAGCAAGCUGAAUAAUCAAAUUGCUAGCUGGGAUACAAGAUUUGAGGCAGGGGCAAAAACAGCUUUGCUGCAACCUUUUUCUCCUAUUGUAGUUGCUGCAGACGAGAAUGAACGGAUCAGGAUUUGGAAUUAUGAUGAAGCUACCCUUCUCAACAGCUUUGACAAUCAUAAUUUUCCUGAUAAAGGAAUUUCUAAACUCUGCCUUGUGAACGAGCUUGAUGACAGCUUGCUGCUUGUUGCCUCAUGUGAUGGAAAUGUUCGGAUUUGGAAAGAUUACACACUUAGGGGUCAACAGAAACUUGUAACUGCAUUCUCUUCAAUCCAAGGUCAUAGACCUGGUGUAAGAAGUGUGAAUGCUGUUGUGGACUGGCAACAGCAAUCAGGAUAUCUGUAUGCUGCUGGCGAGAUAUCAUCCAUCAUGGCUUGGGAUCUGGAUAAGGAGCAGCUUGUUUAUUCAAUUCCUUCAUUAUCGGAUUCCAGCAUCUCAGCACUGUCUGCAUCUCAAGUUCAUGGGGGUCAACUUGCAGCUGGUUUUGUGGAUGGUUCUGUCAAGCUAUUUGAUGUCCGAACCCCUGAAAUGCUUGUUUGUGCAGCACGGCCACACACUCAGAGGGUAGAAAGAGUAGUGGGAAUUGGCUUUCAGCCCGGGCUGGAUCCUGCGAAGAUUGUGAGUGCAUCUCAGGCUGGUGACAUUCAGUUCCUUGAUAUGAGAAAUGGCAAUUGUGCCUACCUCACAAUUGAUGCUCACAGGGGCUCUCUUACUGCUUUGGCUAUUCAUCGACAUGCCCCGCUUAUUGCCAGUGGUUCAGCAAAACAGAUCAUCAAAGUCUUUAGCCUGGAGGGUUCACAAUUAGGCACCAUCCGAUUCUACCCAACCUUCAUGGCCCAGAAGAUUGGAUCUGUGAAUUGCCUCACAUUUCAUCCAUAUCAGGUGCUACUUGCUGCUGGUGCCGCAGAUGCUCUUGUCUCUAUCUAUGCUGAUGACAACUCUCAAGCACGAUGAAUGCAUAUUCUUUCAUGAUUAUAUGCUUGAUAACAGGCUUCAAUUCGGAGGCUGCAAAGUGCACAUCAACUUACAUCAAGAUAUCACCAAAAUCAGUGCACUUGGGUCUUCAGGUGUGUCACAUUCUGCUGCCCCAAUACCUCUUCGCACUCAAAUGUUUCUGGAAAUGCUGUCUGGGCAUGCUGUGUUGAAAUUGUAUGCUAUAUAUAUUCAUUAGCCUCCAGUGGAGAGGAUCACACAUGUUGGGAAGGAAUGCUGGGAAGUUCAUUGGAGGCUUUGGCAAAUAAUCUCUCAUAUAUCUAUACAUAAUAGGUUAAGGCGUGUAAAUAUUUUCUUCUUUUUUUUUUUUCCUUUAUUUUUUCUUUUUCUGUUUCUUUUCCUUUUUCCUCUUUUGGGGUGUGUUUUUUCUUCUCCAUCUCUUGGUUCAAUUUGUAAAAGCAGCGAAUUUAUCAUUAUUAUAAUUUUAAGUGUUGCAGGCAAGUGAAAUGGGUUUUUAGUCUGUGAAAUGAAGUGCGUUCAAACC